Molecule: messenger RNA, 659 nt
Organism: Drosophila pseudoobscura
Lineage: Eukaryota; Metazoa; Arthropoda; Insecta; Diptera; Drosophilidae
Product: sarcoplasmic calcium-binding protein, beta chain-like
Exons: 2
Coding region: 23-289 (88 amino acids)
Source: RefSeq, a predicted model, not a curated record
UUUGUAUCUUUUUUUGCAGGCGAUGAGAGCAUUCAUUGAAUCCAACUUUAAACUGCUGGAUAUAGAUAGUGAUGGAAUAGUGGGAGUAAAAGAAUAUCGUUAUAACUGUAUAACAAGAGUAGCCAUCGAUGAUAUUUCCCCCAUAGACAAAGCGUUCGAAACGUUACUGAAUGAUGAAGAUCGAAAGCGCGGAGGCCUCUCAUUAGAACGCUAUAGGGAACUUUAUGGUCAAUUUUUGGGAAACACAGCUGAUAACCAUCCAGCAGUAAACCUUUUUGGUCCUUUAUAAUCACUUAAAAUUUAAUUGUCUUCGCUGUUGUUCAACUACUAUUUUAUUAAGUUUUAUUUGUAAUUACUAUGACUAUAAAUUUACUACCACUAAGAUAUAAAGCAUUCACAUCAUUUUGUGUAGAAUCGUCAGAUAAAGAGUUCGUUAACUUUAAAUUUGUAUAACUAGAUAGGUCAAUUUGCUCUCAGAAGUUUAAAAUAGUAUACAAAUAUAUGUUGAUUUGCUCUCAUAAAAAGGCUCUUAAGUAAUUUGCCCCACUCUCGAAACCUGCAAGAUGUAAUUAUAUUGUUGCGUUAUAAAGAAAUUGUAAUAAGCUUAGCCAACAAAAUAAAUCAAUACUUAAAUACCAGCUAAACUAAAAAAAAUUAAA